Marmota flaviventris (yellow-bellied marmot) is the source of this 1189-nucleotide messenger RNA. It is a transcript of the gene Rwdd3, whose product is annotated as RWD domain containing 3. The record is from RefSeq and is a predicted model, not a curated record. Gene Ontology annotation, biological process: positive regulation of hypoxia-inducible factor-1alpha signaling pathway; positive regulation of protein sumoylation. Gene Ontology annotation, molecular function: protein binding. Lineage: Eukaryota; Metazoa; Chordata; Mammalia; Rodentia; Sciuridae.
UGGCGGAAGGGGAGGUACCGAGUUCGCAGGCCGCGUGGACAUGGCAGAUCCUGUGCGGGAGGAGCUCCUGGCCCUGGCCGCGAUUUACUGCGGGCCCCAUGAGUGGGAGGUGCUGAGCCGCUCAGAGACAGAUGGAACCAUUUUCAGAAUUCACACAAAAGCUGAAGGACUUUUGAAUGCGGAUAUAUCCUUAGAGUUGGUGUUCCAUUUACCGGUCAGUUACCCUUUGUGUCUGCCUGGUAUCUCCAUUAACUCAAAACAUCUGACCAGAGCCCAGUGUGUGACUAUACAAGAGAAACUACUUGAGCAAGCAGAGAAGCUUUUGUCGGAACCUAUGGUUCAUGAACUGGUUCUUUGGAUUCAGCAGAAUCUCAGACAUAUCCUCAAUCAACCAGAAACUGGAAAUGGCAGUGAAAAGUGUACUUUUUCAAUGAGUACAACUGUGGAUGAUGGACUGUGGAUUACUCUUUUACAUUUAGAUCACAUGAGAGCAAGGACUAAAUAUAUCAAAACCGUGGAGAAGUGGGCUUCAGAUUUAAGUCUGACAGGAAGAUUGAUGUUCUUGGGUAAAAUAAUACUGAUUUUACUACAAGGAGAAAGAAACAACAUCAAGGAGUACCUGAUUCUUCAGAAAACCUCCAAAGUAGAUGUGGACUCAAGUGGAAAGAAAUGCAAAGAGAAAAUGAUUAGUGUACUGUUUGAAACAAAAGUACAGACGGAACACAAAAGGUUUCUGGCAUUUGAAGUCAAAGAGUAUUCAGCAUUGGAUGAGUUACAAAAGGAAUUUGAAAUCGCAGGACUUAAGAAGAUUUUCUCUGAAUUUGUACUUGGACUAGUAAAAUGAAAUGAACGACACGAAUCUUUUAAGUAAAGUGUUUUUUGUUGUUGUUUUUGCAUCAAAUUUGGGGAGUGGCUAACUGAAAUAGUUGUAAGAGAACAAUUUUAAAGUUUCUCUUCACAGCAAAAUUGUAGUAAUUUCAGAAACAAAAGCCAGUUCUGUUUUAGGGAAUAUGAAACAUAAAAAAACCUAUAUAUUCUAAUCUUUGCCAGGGAAGGCUCAGUUCAGUAGAUGGAACAUAAACUGAAAGAUAAAUAAAAAAAAGUAGUGGUAAAUAAGCCCUUGUUUUUAUAUAGAAAGUUUGUUUGGAACUAUGCAAUUUUCUGGCUAAUUUGUAAUUAAAUUAUUUUU